AUGCGCCUUACUGCACACGCGUUGACAAAAGCGGCUGACCCUCUGACCACCUGGCUAGCAUCUCUCAAGGCUACUCAGCUCAAGACCGUCGCACGCGCGACCGGUAUCAGGAACCCAGGGCGAAAAGACGUACUAAGCGCGAGGCUCCGAACGGAGCUUAUGCGGAGUGUGUUCUUGCCUAAUAUUCCUCCUACUCAUAUUCAUGACAAACAUGACGAUAAUAAAACUAACUCGCUUCUUCACCCGGGCAACGAUAGUCGGGUGAAUCUAGAGCAGAAUGAUGGAGACUCAUUGAGUAUUCUGAGCAUUGAUAUGGGGAUUCAAAACCUCGCGUUUGCGCAUUUACUUGUCAGGCCGGCCAAGGCUGAAACUGACACUGGUGAUUAUUACGAAGGGCACACAACAACGCUUAACGCAUGGCAUCGAAUUGGCGUGCAGGAGCUGUCAGCAAUAACCCCACUUCAUUCUGCUACUACUAUUGCUGCUAUACCCACCGGUCAGACACAGAACGACGAUAGCAUAGGCGAACAUAGUAGCAAGCGGGAAAGAAGCUUUGACCCUGACAUCCUUGCUGGAAACGCGUACACCCUGCUUUCCUCACUGAUUUCAGCAUACAACCCAACACACAUUCUAAUCGAAAGGCAGCGGUUUCGGUCAGGCGGACGGAGUGCGGUGCUGGAAUGGACGCUGCGCGUGGGGGUCUUUGAGGGGAUGCUGCAUGCUGUACUACAUACUAUGCAGCAGCUCGGACGUUGCCCGGCCACGGUGUAUGGUGUUAGUCCAGCCCGUGUUUCGCAGUAUUGGGGUGGUGCAAAGGAAGGGGGAGACGACAGCAAGGAUGGUCAGAAGAGUAUAAAGAGAAUGAAGAUUGAUUUGGUUGGUGAAUGGCUUGAUCAAGGCUCUUCUUCUUCCUUUCCUUCCAAGUCGCGGCCGAGAAUCAGUAUUCCGUCUGCGAAACCAUCAGAUGUGCAGACUGUGGUUGCCGCUUAUCUUGAGCGAUGGUCAGGACAGAGGUCUAAAGCAGCGUGGAGGAUUGAGAAGUUGGAUGACUUGGCAGACUGUUUAUUGCAAGGGUUAACGUGGCUAGAGUGGCAAGACAGACGAGCGCAAUUCGCUAAAGAUGGUGUUGAAGCUUUGAGGAGGGUGGAAAUGUCUCUUGCGAGUGAUAAGAAUAAGCAUUGA
Molecule: messenger RNA, 1182 nt
Organism: Talaromyces proteolyticus
Lineage: Eukaryota; Fungi; Ascomycota; Eurotiomycetes; Eurotiales; Trichocomaceae
Product: mitochondrial resolvase Ydc2
Exons: 2
Coding region: 1-1182 (393 amino acids)
Cellular component (GO): mitochondrion
Molecular function (GO): crossed form four-way junction DNA binding; DNA endonuclease activity; Y-form DNA binding
Source: RefSeq, a predicted model, not a curated record